Molecule: messenger RNA, 1371 nt
Organism: Pogona vitticeps (central bearded dragon)
Lineage: Eukaryota; Metazoa; Chordata; Lepidosauria; Squamata; Agamidae
Gene: GTF2B
Product: general transcription factor IIB
Biological process (GO): protein acetylation; RNA polymerase II core complex assembly; transcription initiation at RNA polymerase II promoter
Cellular component (GO): transcription preinitiation complex; nucleus
Molecular function (GO): RNA polymerase II general transcription initiation factor activity; RNA polymerase II core promoter sequence-specific DNA binding; acetyltransferase activity
Source: RefSeq, a predicted model, not a curated record
CCGGAGCGUAAAGCUUAAAAGGGAGUCAGCCGACCCGCUCGCUCGACCCUGCGCAGACGCCACUGCGGAGGGGAAGCAAGAUGGCGUCCACUAGCCGCUUGGAUGUGCUGCCGAGAGUGACAUGUCCGAACCAUCCAGAUUCCAUCUUGGUGGAAGAUUACAGAGCUGGAGACAUGAUCUGCCCAGAAUGUGGACUAGUAGUAGGUGACAGAGUCAUAGAUGUAGGGUCAGAAUGGCGAACAUUCAGCAAUGACAAAGCAACCAAAGAUCCAUCGCGAGUCGGAGACACCCAGAAUCCUCUCCUAAGUGAUGGAGAUUUAACUACAAUGAUUGGCAAGGGCACAGGGGCAGCGAGUUUCGAUGAGUUUGGGAAUUCCAAGUAUCAAAACCGCAGGACAAUGAGCACCUCUGACCGCGCAAUGAUGAAUGCAUUUAAAGAAAUUGCCAGCAUGGCAGACAGAAUCAAUCUCCCCCGAAAUAUAGUUGAUCGAACAAAUAAUUUAUUCAAGCAAGUAUACGAGCAGAAGAGCCUGAAGGGAAGAAGUAAUGAUGCUAUUGCCUCCGCUUGUCUCUACAUUGCUUGCAGACAAGAGGGUGUUCCUAGAACAUUUAAAGAAAUAUGUGCUGUCUCCAGAAUUUCCAAAAAAGAAAUAGGCCGGUGUUUUAAACUCAUUUUGAAAGCUUUGGAAACAAGUGUGGAUUUGAUCACAACUGGAGAUUUCAUGUCCAGGUUUUGUUCCAACCUGGGUCUCCCUAAGCAAGUCCAGAUGGCUGCAACACACAUUGCACGUAAAGCGGUGGAAUUAGACCUGGUUCCAGGAAGGAGUCCCAUCUCGGUUGCCGCUGCAGCUAUUUACAUGGCUUCACAAGCCUCAGCAGAGAAGAGAACUCAGAAAGAAAUUGGCGACAUUGCUGGUGUAGCUGACGUUACCAUUAGGCAAUCGUAUAGGCUGAUUUAUCCACGUGCUCCAGAUCUUUUCCCACCAGAUUUCAAAUUUGACACCCCAGUGGACAAACUACCACAGCUCUGAAACGUCGAAGGCUGCUUCUAAAUAUUACCAAAAAAGAGAGAUUUUUUUUACUUACAAAAGAGGUGUAUAGAAGCUGUACUGCUGAGCCCACAUGUUGUAGAACUGGUUAAAGGAUAUGAAAACGCCUCUCCAAGGAAGUGGAGCACACAUUCCAAGUGUAAGAGAUAAUUUUGUGGCAUUUUUAUGUAUAUAUUAGUGAAAGUAACUAUUUAACAACCAUUGCAACAAACUUAAUUUCCCGAUUGUUAUGUACUUAAGAUUUCUUUUGUAGAGACCUAGUAAAAUGUAUUUUGGAAAAUGUGUCAAAUACUGCAUCCUGAAUAAACUGUUUUCCAAAAUA